Rhizophagus irregularis DAOM 181602=DAOM 197198 is the source of this 1344-nucleotide messenger RNA. RefSeq lists its product as uncharacterized. The record is from RefSeq and is a predicted model, not a curated record. Lineage: Eukaryota; Fungi; Glomeromycota; Glomeromycetes; Glomerales; Glomeraceae.
AUGAGUAAAAACAUCGUCGUAUUGUGUGAUGGUACUUGGAAUAAUCCAAAAUCCAGAACUAACAUUUUUGUAUUAUAUAAAGAAUUACUUGAAAGAGAUUACCAACAACACGUUGUGUAUAUUGACGGCAUCGGAAUUGGAGAAUCUCCCUUGAAUUUUAUCAUAGAUGGAGCUAUAGCUCGAAAUCUUGAUAUUAAAAUCAAAGAAGGUUACAAGUAUAUAGUUAAUCAUUAUAAUCCUGGUGAUGAUAUAUGGCUUUUUGGCUUUAGUCGUGGCGCUUACACUGCAAGAUGUAUUGUCGGAAUGAUACGAAAUUGUGGAAUAUUGAAACUUGAUCGAAAUACUACACCUGAUCAAAUUGACAAACGUAUUGAUCUUGCUUAUGAGAUUUAUCGUAAUAGAGAUAUGAUUUAUCAUCCGGAAGGAAAUGGAUCGGAUGAUUUUAAAAAGUCAUUCAGUUAUCCCGAUUCUGAAAAACCAAUUAUAAAAUUUCUCGGACUUUGGGACACUGUUGGUGCUCAUGGUAUACCUGCUUAUGUAAUUGGAGAAGGUUUUGAAUAUUUGGAAUUUUAUGAUCAAGUUGUACCUAGUAUAGUUGAUGUAGCAUGUCAAGCUUUAGCCGUCCAUGAAAGAACCUCUUUCUUUGAACCUUGUCGUAUACUUUCAAAUAGUUCUGGUACGGUCACCGUCAAAGAGACUUGGUUUCCGGGUGUACAUAAUGAAAUAGGGGGAGGGACAUUUUUAACCUUUAAAGGCAAUGAAAGAAUAUCUAAAGCUACUACUUUGUGGAUGAUAGAAAAUAUCGUACAAGUUGGAGGUUUAUUAAUGCGUGAUGAUAUUGAGACUUAUCGUACUCGCUUAUCUCCAGAUUUUGGGCCUUCUUGGCACCUUAAAAAUUUAAUGUUUGAUCGGAGCAAUACCCUUCUCCCAACUCUCAUGCUUAGAGAUAGAGUUAUUCCAUUAGAAUCUGAUCCUGAUCAAAAAUUUUUAAGAAAAGAUCUACUUUAUAGAGAUGGUGAUUGGUUACUCCCAUUUGGUACUAGAUCUCAUCUAAGUAUUCAAUACGCUUCGGAUACAUAUGAAAAAUUACGUGAAGAUAUGGAAACGAAGGGAAUUAAAUUAUAUAGCAAUAUAAGAUACGAUAAGGGUAGAAACGAAAGAGAACUUGUGAGGGCUCAUUUAUAAUAUAGAAUAAUCACAGGGAUAUGAGAAACAUUCCAUCAUUCAUUUCAUUCAUUUUAGAUAUUUCAUAUUUUAGUUAUUGUGUUAUCAAAUAGUGUAAAUUAUCUUUGUAAUAGAGCAUUCAAUUAGUAAAUAAUAAAUUUUUCAUUUAAUUCAUUAAAA